AUGAUCCGAGUGCCAUUACGUGAGCUGUGGGCUUACUUGGAUACCCCUUGGGGGAUCAUUAUUUGUUAUGUAUUUAUGAACAACCUUGCUGGCUCAAUAUGGACGAAUGCGUGGACGCCGCUUAUCUACCAAAAAUUUGGGAAUAGUAACCUUUACGUUGGACUUAUGUCAGCUUUGAAUGGAACAACGCAAAUGUUGUUUGCCAUAUUGGGUGGCCACUUGGCUGAUAAAGUGAUUGGCCCAUCACGCACAUUGAUUUUUGCGGUGCGCUUUGGCGUUUUUUCACUGCUUUUUAGCGCCGUUUCUGUGUGGAUUGGCAAUCUCUACAUGCUGGUGGGGGCACAGAUACUCUACGGUGUACAUCAAGGCUUCAACGUGACGUCGGUGGAGUCUGUCUUUGCGCAGUGCACCAAACGGUCUGAGCGGGAUCGUGUGUACGGUGUGAAAUUUAGCUUUGAGUCUUCAGGGCCUAUUGGAGGGCUUGUCCUUUCUCUCAUUCUUUUUGCCGCAUUUGGAAACACGUGGCGUGUUGACGUUCUGCGGUGGGUCAUUAUCACUGGGCUUCUAGUCCAUAUUGUUUCAAUGCAAGUGUUUCUUUUCUACUUUAGGCCGCUACCAAGCCAUGUUGAUGCCUCCGCUGAACAGCCCCACGCGGCAGGAACGGAACAAGUGGCCCUAUCAAGUCAGAACGAGCAGGAGGAGGACCGUUCCCCGCACGUUGAAGAAGAAAUUGUCGUUUAUGCAACUGGUGAAACCGUUGUUUCUUCUGUUUCACCAACCCCAGAGGUCAAGAAACAAAGUUCAGAGACAUAUUUUCCUUUAACUUCUGUGCAAGAAUGCGGCGUGGAGGCAACAAAGGAGAAGCGGGGCUUUAAGCAAUUUUGUGUCAUUCCUGUGGAAAAGUACCCUUAUGUGAUUGUCCUGGGUGAUCUAAUAGUUGUUUUGGGAAGUGGCAUGACGACGCAGUACUUUUCGCUCUUCAUGAUGAAUAUUUACUUUGUUUCACCCGUCGGGUUGUCAGCGCUUGGUCUCACGAUUUCAGUCUUGGUUUCUGUACUUGCCAUCGCCAAUUCCCACUUGGGGAGUCGUAUUGGAAGAGCACGGGCACUUCUUUUACCAAGACUUUUAGGAUCGUUUAUUUUGCUUUAUAUGGCGCUUGCGAGACAAACCAGCGCAGGGCCGAAGUGGCUCAUGUGCAUUGCAUAUGUCUUGCGAAUGGCCGUCAUGGGCUCCACUACCGCCUUGAGCAGGGCUCUCAUAAUGGAUUUUGUGCCGGAAGAGCGUCGAGGCAUGUGGAACGCGUUAGAGUCUGUUCAAUCUGCAUCGUGGUCCGGUACGGCUCUUGUGGGUGGAUACAUUGCUGAUCGAAUGGGUUAUGGGGCGGCAUUUAUUGUGACUUUUUUUUUCCACAUAACAUCCUGCAUGGUAAUUGCUCCUUGUACGGUAAAGAAUGAUACUUUGCUGGUAUCACGAGAUGCUAAAGAGGGUGCCGUACAGGGAGGUGAGGAAGUGCUGCGUGUGUCCAAGAUGCUGGAAGGCGAUCCAAUGGUGCUCCGUACAGACAAUGUUGUUGUACACGGCACUACGCCGGAGCAGGAGCAAGAGGAAGAGGUUGUGGUAAUCAUAACUCGAGAAGGGAAACGAGAGUCAUAA
Molecule: messenger RNA, 1653 nt
Organism: Trypanosoma rangeli
Lineage: Eukaryota; Euglenozoa; Kinetoplastea; Trypanosomatida; Trypanosomatidae
Product: cystatin-like cysteine protease inhibitor domain-containing protein
Exons: 1
Coding region: 1-1653 (550 amino acids)
Biological process (GO): transmembrane transport
Molecular function (GO): transmembrane transporter activity
Source: RefSeq, a predicted model, not a curated record